Messenger RNA from Coccinella septempunctata (seven-spotted ladybird), 1164 nucleotides. RefSeq names its product tumor suppressor candidate 3 (gene Ostgamma). NCBI's taxonomy places the organism in Eukaryota, Metazoa, Arthropoda, Insecta, Coleoptera, Coccinellidae. Bases 104 to 1087 code for a protein of 327 amino acids. The transcript has 6 exons. Gene Ontology annotation, cellular component: oligosaccharyltransferase complex. The record is from RefSeq and is a predicted model, not a curated record.
UUAACUGUCAUCACGCUGUCAUCCUAUGUGGCCGGUUGGCAUAUGUAAAUGAAAUUAUAAGCAUUUUGGAGAAAACCUUAAAAAUUCCUAUUUUCUCUUCAUAAUGAGGGCAUUGACUAUAUGUCUCAUUUCAAUUUUAUUUAUUUAUAUAGGUUUUGCAGGGGGACAAUCAAAAAAACCUAGCUUAUCACUGGAAGAGCGAUUUGAACAGUUGAAUUUAGUCUAUAGAAAUAGACCAGUGGUUAAGUUCAAUGGAAAUCAGUUUCGAACAUUCGUAAAGGGGGCACCAAGGAACUAUUCCAUGAUAGUAAUGUUUACUGCGUUAGCUCCUCAGAGGCAAUGCAUGAUCUGCAGACACGCGAGCGAUGAAUAUCACAUCGUUUCUAAUUCCUUCAAACACUCUCCUAGCAAUUCCAAAAAGCUAUAUUUUUCUAUCGUAGAUUUUGAUGAAGGGUCUGACGUGUUUCAAAUGAUGAAAUUGAAUACUGCUCCAGUUUUUAUGCAUUUUCCUGCUAAGGGUAAACCCCAAAGAGCAGAUACAAUGGAUAUUUCAAGGGUUGGGGUAUCUGCUGAAGAAAUAGCCAGGUGGAUUGCUGAUAGAACUGAUAUACAGAUUCACGUUAUUAGGCCCCCAAACUAUUUAGGAACUGUGGCUGCAAUAAUUCUUUGCGGAUUAGUAGCUGGAUUCUUGUAUCUGAGAAGGAACAAUUUGGAUUUCUUGUAUAAUAAAACUAUGUGGGGCAUGACAUCCUUAUUUUUUUGUUUUACAAUGAUUUCUGGGCAAAUGUGGAAUCAUAUAAGGGGGCCUCCUUUUCUCCAUCAAGGGCAAAAUGGUCAAAUUGCUUACAUCCAUGGAUCCUCCCAAGGGCAAUUUGUCGUAGAGACUUACAUCAUCAUGAUUCUAAAUGCUGCUGUUGUUAUUGGGAUGAUCCUGCUAACAGAAGCUGCAAGGGGUAAAAGGGAUCCAAAUAAAACUAAAAUUAUGGCUGUUACCGGACUUAUUCUAGUCUCUGUAUUCUUCUCUCUACUACUUUCUAUUUUCAGAACCAAGACACAGGGUUAUCCUUACAGGUUGCUGUUCAAUUAAAAAUCAAAUAUUUAGUUGCUGUAUAUUUUUGUUGCAGUAUGUGUUAUUAGAGUUUUCAAUAAAAUCUUUUUUAUUAA